Thelazia callipaeda (thelaziosis nematode) is the source of this 729-nucleotide messenger RNA. The record is from the annotation of a GenBank genome assembly. NCBI's taxonomy places the organism in Eukaryota, Metazoa, Nematoda, Chromadorea, Rhabditida, Thelaziidae.
AUGGAAACUUCAACUGUAUCAAUUACUAUAGAAGAUGGUGUGCUAGCUCUUAAGAGUGCUGAUCAUGUAGAAGAACAGCAAGUUACACUACCGUCUCGUCGCUCACUGAGCAUAAGUACGUGUGAACUCGCUGCCAGUUCUCAAUGUGUUCUUUUUCAAAAUUUACGUAAAAAGAAAACGAUGAACUUUACUUUCGAUGAUAAUUACUCAGAAGAUCCUUGGGAUUUCCAGUCAAACAUCGUAAAUCAGCAUCGUUAUUCGCAGCAGGAUCUUGUAUCAAGCAGUCCAGUUGGUUUGAAAACGUCAUCUUUGGAACAGAUUGUAAUUUCCCCAUUACUGGCAUUAGAUUCUGAGAUGUAUCGGAUAUGUUGGUGUUCUGAAGAGAACAUUGGUUCAAGUAGUCGAAGAAUUGAGAGUUUUCUUGAAAUGCAUUGUCAAUAUCCUAAUAAUGUCGUAGUUAUGAAAAAAUAUUUGGCAAGAUCCAAAGAAUGCUUCCAUUCUAAGGCUAAGCUACCAUCUGAAUUUCUAGUUUCAUCAAAAAAUAUAUCACUAUUACAUGAAUGUGUUCAGUUAACUGAAAAUCUUUCAUUUCCAGUUCAAGAUACACAUCACCAGGUACCAGCUUUCGGAGUCAACUCUGCUAAUAUAAAGAAAUCAGCAGAGAAACGUCAUCAACCUCAUGUGCAUUCUCCAAACUUCAAAUCGCAAUUUUAUCUUACUUUAAGUUGA